UACCCGGAGGAGAAAGAAAGCCAGUUUAUAGCUCGAAACUAACUCAUCUUAAAAUAACACACUACCGUCCGCUUACAAAUAGGAAAAUCAAAGGCAUUGUGCAUACUUUCCAAAAUAUAAUUCAUUUAGACUUUGAAAAAAGUAUAGAUCCUACUGGUAAAACUCUAAAGCUAAUAGCGAAAUCGUACCCAAAUUUGGAGUAUUUUAAUAUAUCUGAUUUACACAAAGGAUUUCAGCCAAAUAAUGAUAUAGGUCUAAUUGCAAUCGCACAAUCAUGCCACAAACUAGAAUAUCUAAAUAUCUCUAAUCGUAUAGAGUUUUCUGAAAUAUCAAUUUGUAAUGUUAUUCAUUCUUGCCCAAGGCUUCAACAACUUGAUCUUAGCUAUUGUAGAAUUACUGAUAAAACUAUUGAAGAAAUUGCUAGAUCAUGUCUCAAUUUAAAAUAUCUUAAUCUGAGAGGGUGUUAUAUAGUGGGAUAUCCUACUUAUAUAAUUAGCAAAGAAGCCAUAGAUCAGCUCGUUUCACUUAAUCCAAAUAUCCACAUAGAGAAUUUCGAGGAAACUUUAACACCUCCCGAUCUCAUUGGAGCAGUUAUAAAUCAUCUUACACAGAAUAACGUUGCUAGUAGACAUACUUUAGGUCGGGGCCUUCAGCGCCUCUUAGAUUUAAAUAUGCAAGAUAAUUUGCAAUAUAUUAACAUAACUAUAACACAGACCAUGGGCAAUAUAGCACAAGUCGAUCAAUCCGAUAUAGAAAAGGUAAAUAAAGUAGCAUUUCCAUUACAAUUUGAUAGCUCUGUAAGCGAAUACAUUAAAAUGGUAAAGAUACAUGCUAUUGGUAUUGGCAAGGAUUUAGAUGAUAUAGUCAUAAAAGUGAAAUUCAUUAGUGGAUUAUCACCUGACAAUGAAAAGCGUGUGCAUGAGUUUGGGGUUAAAAAACCUUUGUCCGAAAUAUUCGAACAUUUACUUAAGCCUUCUUGUCCAGAAUACUGA
Funneliformis geosporum is the source of this 992-nucleotide messenger RNA. The record is from the annotation of a GenBank genome assembly. NCBI's taxonomy places the organism in Eukaryota, Fungi, Glomeromycota, Glomeromycetes, Glomerales, Glomeraceae.